Messenger RNA from Amborella trichopoda, 6599 nucleotides. Its product is annotated as nucleoporin (DUF3414). Lineage: Eukaryota; Viridiplantae; Streptophyta; Magnoliopsida; Amborellales; Amborellaceae. Gene Ontology annotation, cellular component: nuclear pore inner ring. Gene Ontology annotation, biological process: protein import into nucleus; RNA export from nucleus. Gene Ontology annotation, molecular function: structural constituent of nuclear pore. The record is from RefSeq and is a predicted model, not a curated record.
CCUCACAUACGGUCAUCGGUCUAAAGAAUUAGCGAUGCUAGGAGAGAACUAACUACGCCAAAUUAGGAAAAUGUUUACAGCCUGUGUGAGAGCUUUUCGGAGAGGAGCCCGACAUAGUUCUCGACCAAUCUACAAGCAAAACUUAGCUUGCGUGCAUUUGAGGCUAAGGAAGAAGUUAUAACGGUGCACUGUUUAGGAAGGUUCAUAGCUUUGCCCUAAAAAAUCAUUUGCACGUGCACGGAGGGCACCAGAAGCGUGCGUGCUUUGAAGGUUUAGUGAAAGGGCGGGAGCGAAUCUUCGUUCCCUUGUGUGCUGCUCUACUCACUAACCAAAUAUGCGGAGGGUUAUGAGAGAGGGUAUAGAGAGUUGAGGCAGCACUUCUACUUAUGCUUGAUCGCUCCAUUCUAGACGACAAAAUGGCGAGCGUUGCAGCGGCCAUUAACCAGGCAGCGCCCUCAAAAACCCUAGAUUCAUCUUUGUGGUGGGACUCCUUUGUGUCUCUUCUCACAGAGCUUGAAAACCUGUCGCCACCGGCGUCACAUCCUCCCCCUUCGCUGACGAAGAAGCUCGAGGACAAUAAGGGAUGGCUUCUUAACACUCUUGCCUUUUUUAAGCCACCAAGUGUGGAGUCAAGGUCUGCUUUGGACUCUCCAAGUAUCGCACUGGGUUCGCAUCGUGUGGUUAUAAACACAAAAUUGACGGAGGUUGCUCUUAGAGUCGGCUCUCUCCUGGAUUUAAAUGAAGUGCAAGCGUACAUUUUAGUGAGUAGGUCCAUUGAAGUCCAUCAAGCGGCUGUUGACAACAAAUUAGAGGCGUACCUACCUCAGAUCAUGAUCCAGUACAAUCUUGAAAGGCAAUGUCUGCUGAAGUGCACUCGGCAGAUUCUGCUGCAUGCACUAUCUAUUGGUAGUAGUGCCCCUGAAACCGAUGCCAUCAAGAAGUUUGCCAUGGAGCUAGUACAUGAUGGCCUGGAAAGAACAGCAUUUGAGACCCUCAUGAAUCUUCUCUCCUCUAAAAACCCAGAGCAAAUGUUACAGGAUGUUGAUCUUGCAAAUUUGUGGGCGGAGGAGACUUUGAUUGAAGAUAACCUGAUCUUGGACAUUCUUUUCCUUGUUUAUUAUGAACCUUUUUGUGCUUGUACUUCAGAGCAAUGGAAAAAAUUAUGCUCACUUUUUCAGGAAGUGUUGCGGGGUACGUGUAACAUUGGCCGGUUAGCUGUGUCAGCAGAAGCAAGAAGGUCCUUGUGCCAUGUCAAAAUUCAGUUGCUUCUCAUGCUUUUAGAGAACUUGGACUUCGAGAAUCUUCUUCUUAUGGUCCAAGAUGAUGUCCCACUAAGUCGGGGCCAUUUUGGAUUUUCUUUGGAAGAGGUGCAAGAGAUGGACUGUUUGAUAUCAGGGUUUUGUACUUUGAAUAUGGAAGAAGCGGGGCCUUUGAUCCUUGCAUGGGCUGUUUUCCUGUGCCUUUUAUCGUCACUUCCUGAAAAAGAAGAUUCCAACAUGCUGAUGGAAAUUGAUCAUAUUGGUUAUGUUCGACAAGCAUUUGAGGCCGCACCAUUGAAGUACAUUCUUGGAAUCCUCCACUCGGACAUGUUGGGAGAUUCUGAGGGGCCUACUACUGGUUAUAAAAGUGUUCUGAAAACGCUCAUAGCCGCAUUUAUUGCUUCUUACGAUGUAACGGAUCAGCUGGACAAUGGUAGUUUCAACCUCAUAGUGGACAUCCUUUGUGAAAUUUAUCAUGGGCAGGAGUCACUUUGUUUGCAGUUCUGGGAUAAAAGUAGUUUUAUUGAUGGUCCAAUCAGAUCUCUCCUUGGUUUACUGGAGGAAGAAUUCCCUUAUCAGAUGGUGAACUUUGUUCGCUUAUUGUCUGCACUUAGUGAAGGAAGUUGGCCUGCUGAAUGUGUGUACAAGUAUUUAGAUAAGAUGAGCGGGAUGACCUCCUUAUUUGAGGUUUCUGGUGCUCAUUUAUCUGCAAAAACUCUACAGUUGGUACAAACUGACCGACAUCUUCAGUUUCAUGGAAUUGAGGGGCUUUUUAUUCCUUAUGGAACUGUUGGUGCGGUUAUGAAAGUUAUCGAUGGAAAUGUUGCUCUCGUUCGUUGGGAGCUUCCUCAGUCUGGACUGCUGGUGCUGCUUGUAUGUUUAUGUCAAGAAUUUCAUCAGAUUAAUUUUGAGGAAAUGCUUACGAUUUCGGAUCUUCUUUGCCGAAUGGUCACGUUUAGCACGGCUUUGCGCAUAUACUUGACGGACAUUGGGAAUUCUUUGCCGUUGCGAGGUUCUUUGAUGGGUGGGCACGUGGAAGAGAAUUUGCGGGUUGAUGUGGUGGCUAUCAUUUGCAAUGUCGUUGACAAUCUCGUCUCCAACACUUGCGAUGGUAAAGCAUUGUCCAAGUGUGUUACUAUUCUGGGAAUGUUAAUGAAAUGUUCCCCUGCAUGGGUUGUUGCUAAGAUGCUGAGGACAAAACUCUUUCUUCCAGUUACAGAUGGAACAUUAAGUGGGAUGUGGUUGCUUUCUGGUGGGCUGGCAAAAUUGUUGUCAUUUGACAUUGAUCAAAAUGGGGAGACUAUGUUGGUCUCAGUUCUAGACAUCACUAUGUCGCUUGUGGAAAUCGGUGCAGAAAAUGAAGUGGCAUCUUCCCUUGUUGUUUUUGCUAUUCAAUUUGUUUUAGUGAAUAAUGAGCAUUGGAAGUACCAAUCGAAACAUGUCCGCUGGAAAAUAACAUUUAAGGUUUUUGAGAUAAUGAAGAGAUGCAUCAAGUCAACUGAGGAAUUACCUAAACUAGGUCAUGUGGUUAAGGAUAUUGUUUUAUGCGAUCAUUCUGUUCACAAUGCCCUCCUCCAAGUACUAUGCAUAACAAGCAGGACAUUGGAGAGGCUAUAUGUCAACCGUCUGUAUGAUCCCAAGGAGAUUAACAGCUUACAACUUGCUCUUUGCUCUGCAUUGGAUAUCGUGUUUGCGACGCUUUCUGAUCUUGAGGAGGAUGCUGGCAUGCCAAUUUUCCACCAGGCAUUGUUGUGCUAUACAACAAAACCAGUUCCUGUUGUUACAGCUGUGAUGUCACUAAUAAGCUUCUUUCGCAAUCUGGAGAUACAAGUGGCUGCAACAAGAGUGCUUUCUGGACUAUGUUUUAUUGCACAGAAGGCACAUCCAUACUCGAUUGGGAUUUUAAGCUUUGUCAGUGAUGAUAGAGAGGUAAAUGAUCUGAAUGCUGCAAUAUGUUACAUUCUUUCCGAGGAAAGGCCUAGAAGUGAGGAUUUAUUUAUUGCUACAAUGAACCUGCUUACAUCUGCUGCACAUUAUCAGCCUGCUUUUCUUUUUGCUCUGUUUUCCAUGGAGAAAAUGGUCGAGUUGCUCUCCAAAAGAAGCAAUAACAUGGAUGACAAACAUUUGAGUGCUGCCUCGACCUUGUCAUCAACUUUGAUGGAUAGACCAACUGUUGAUCUUAAGGUUUUACUCUUGAAUUUUGUUCAAAGAUCGAAUCAUCUGCUUGAAAGCCAUCCUCGUAUACUUCUAAGCGUGCUCAACUUCCUGAAGACUCUGUGGCUUGCGGGUGAUCAAUAUAUGAAGAUCUUGGAGCAUUUGUGCUCCAAGAUGUUUUGGGAACAUGUAUCUUCUUUCGUCUCCUCAAUUACUACCAGAAAACCUUCUUCAGCAAAUAUGAACUUGAACAGCACCCUAACCCUGGCUUACCAGUACCAAUGCCAGUCUACAGUCUUAGAAAUAAUGGGUAAUGAUAUCUUUUUACAGCAAAAGUUGUUGCAUGAUAAGUCGCUUGAACAUUCCAAGGUAUCAGGUGAUGCAAAACGGAAUGCCGGGAACUAUUCUGUGUCAAUUGCUGGUGCUCAUCCCGGUCCUCAACACAUAUUGUCAAAUUGGUGUGAGGGUUCAAUUAUGCAGGAUCUGAUCAAAGAAUACACGUUCUCUAUAUAUAACCACGAUAUUGUUCAUCUCGCGAAGAGGGCUGUAAGUCUUUGUAUUGUGCAUUUAAUCAGCAAAGUCUUGGUGGGUGAUGUCAAGUAUUUGACUCUGCCGUUUACAGCCAAGAUAAGGAUGAUAUACACAAAGUUGAGUGAACAACCUGCAUUUAUUGAGCUCUUAGAGCAAUAUGCGAUGCAAGGUUACAGCAAGACAGAAGAACUGCAUGCUUUAGUUCUUAGUGAUCUUUACUAUCAUCUACAAGGAGAGAUCGAAGGUCGUCAGGUUACUUAUGGUCCUUUCAAGGAACUCAUGCAGUAUCUUCUGGAAAUAAAAUUUUUGCAGACCAACACCCAUAAGGCCUCUCUAGAUUUUCAUUCACCUGUAAAUAAUGCUUAUAUGUUCCUUGAUCCUAUGCACGUACAAGAAGAUAUGGGAUUAGAGUACUGGGACCAUUCAGAUUGGAAGGCAUCCAAAUCAAUUGCAGAGAGUAUGUUGCAACACAUGCAUAAAGCAAAUAUGGUCGUUUUUCUUGCAAAUUCCCAGAAGAUUGUUCUAAAAGCAUUAACGGGAGUGUUCUUGGUAUACGAGAGAAGUUUGAUGGAGAAAAAACCAAUAUCUGAUGCUGGAGUGAUUUCUGAAGCAUCCCUGGAGUCCUCUCUGAAUUGCGUUUGUGAAUGUAUGCAUGAAUUGGUAGAACCCCUACACCCAGCAACGAGUAAUUCUGAAUUUAAACUGAACUUCUUGGCAGCACAGGUAGAAUUACUAUUCAACCUUGCUGAAUGCUUUUAUAGACGAGUUUCGCUGAAUACUAAAAGGAAGCAAUUCUUGUCAGUUUGUGUACUGGUCAUGAAAAAAGCCAGUGUGAUCCUAAAACUUUUAUUGGAUAUUGGACCCUAUACGUCCGGACAUGAUAAUAGCAUAAAGAUGCUCCUUUCUCUUCUUUUGGUAUCGGCAGAGUUUGUUUUGUCAAUAUCAGAAAACUCAGUUUCAGACAGAAAGGAUGUUGAUCAUGCAUCUGCAGACAUAUGUCUCGUGACUUUGGCACUCCUGCCGGUGCUCUGCAGUUGCAUUGAGAAUUCUCAAUUCUGCAGUAUUUCUGUGGCUCUAACUGAUCUUAUACUGAGAAGCUUCCUGGCUUCAAGUACUUGGGUUCCUGUUCUACAAAAGCACCUUCCAGUACUAUCUCUCGUUCGUUUACUCCAGCUAGAUAAAGCUUUUGUCUCCAUAACCGUAAUCUUGAAUUUUGUACUGACACUUGCACGUAUAAAAGAGGGUGCUGAGAUGCUUCAUUCAGGAAAUUUCUUGUUGUGCCUUAAGUCUUUGUUUGAGCGCUUCUUGAAUGAAAAGGCUAAUACCCAUUAUCCCGAGGAUAACAGUCUCCCUGGGCAGAUAUGUAGUCUUGGCAUGGCAAUUGUCACUGCAAUGAUUAAUUCAAUAGGUGAUGAUCCUUCUCGCAUCUCUGCGAUGGGGGAUACAAUGUUGUACUUCUUCUCAGAGAAGGCAUAUGUGAUUUAUUCACUAUCUGCUCCAAACAUUCCUGAAGAUGACUGUCGCAACAAGAAGGCCCGUUUGAGGAAGACUCAAACCUCUUUGACAAUGCUUAGGGAGACAGAGCACGCUCUUGCCUUAACCUGUAGGCUUGCUAGGAAUAAUGGCACAUGGGUUAAGGCCAUGAAAGGUAUGGACUCCCAACUAAGAGAGAGAAGCAUACAUCUCUUGGCUUUUAUUAGCAAGGGACCACAGCGCAUUAGAGGAUUCUCAGAUGAGAGUAUGCCUUUCGUCUGCCCUCCCAUCCUCAAAGAAGAGUUGCAAUUAUGUGAGAGGCCCCCUUUUAUUAACAGCAAGCAUGGAUGGUUUUCACAUUUGGCCUGGGCUUGUAUAUCCAAAAGUAAGAUGAUAGAAAUAAAGGACUCUAAAACUGCCACUCGAAGCAUGCAACAAACAUAUUAUUCCAAUGUAGUGGCUGUACAAUUGUACAGAAUUGCUUCUCUUCUUCUGAAUUUUCUGUCUUUUCAAGCUAAAGUGGCGGCUAAACGGGCCGAGGAGGUUGGGAUCAUUGACCUAGCUCAUUUCCCAGAGCUUCCAAUGCCUGAGAUUUUGUAUGGUUUACAGGAUCAGGCUGUCGCUAUUGUCACGGAGCUAUGUGGUGCUGACAAACCAAAUCAACGUCUGCCUGAGGUUCAGAAUGUAUGUUUCUUGCUCUUGCAGAUAAUAGAAAAGGCCUUGUAUCUGGAACUGUGUGUCUCACAUAUCUGUGGGCUCCAACGAGUAUCUGGGCGUGAUGAAGAUUUUUCAAAGGAAAUCAGGGCCCUGAUUCGAGUCACAGAGGAUAACGCAUUUCUAGAAGCGUCAUUGAAGUCCCUGAUGCAGAUUGUGGCAAUUGUCUACCCAGGGUUAUUGCAGUCAGAGGGGAUGCUGUAAUGGGUUUUGUUUAAAUGUGAAAGUGUUGUUCUUAGUCCUCGAUGAUUGGAUUAGCUUCCAGAACCAAGAGGAACAUGUAAGCAUGAACAGUAUUCUACAGUUGUCUACUGGAAUUGUGAAUUUCUGGUUAUUUUCGUCUUUUUGAUUGGUAAGUAGGUGCUUUGAACUGGCAACAUAGUGUGUAUACUGAGGUAUCAGUAAUAGGUCUCAAGGUAGAGCUCAAAUUAUUUGUUGGAUUUUCUAUUUGGUCAUUGAGCCAAUUCU